AUGCGCAAUCAGACGCAAAACAGGGAUGGAGAAGUGGUUACUAAAAGAACUAAAGAAGCUCUUCAGACUACCCCACAAAAUCAUACAAUUCCUUUUCCUCAGAAGCUUAUAGCAUCCCAAAGGGAUGAAGAGUUCCACCGAUUUCUGAAAAAGGUUAAAGAGAUUUACGUUGAAGUACCAUUGUUAGAUGCGCUACACCAGAUGUCGAAGUUCGUGAAAUUUUUAAAGGGAAUCUUAUCCAAUAGAAGGCAGAAGGGCGACUUCGAGACUGUAGCACUAACAGAGAAUUGCAUUGCCCUCCUUAUGGCGAAUCCUCCACCCAAGCUUCAGGACCCAGGAAGUUUCUCCAUACCGUGCAAAAUUGGUUCUGAACUUAUACUAAGAGCUUUCUGUGACUUGGGAGCCAGUGUCAGCCUGCUCCCGUACUCUCUAUGCAAGAUGCUGGGUUCCCAGAACAUUAAAUUGACUACGAUGGCAUUGCAACUAGAUGACCAUUCAUACAGGUACCUGAUGGGAAUAAUGGAAGAUGUGCUAGUUAAAGUAGGUGGAUGUAUAGUUCCUACAGACUUCAUUAUCUUGGACAUGGAGGAAGAUCCCAAGAUACCGAUCUGGUCUAACCCGGCCGUGUCUAUAAGACACGGCCGUGCCCCAUCCCGUGCGGCGUCGCCUACCUCCUCCAAGAAACGCUAG
Zingiber officinale is the source of this 690-nucleotide messenger RNA. RefSeq lists its product as uncharacterized. The record is from RefSeq and is a predicted model, not a curated record. The transcript has a single exon. Lineage: Eukaryota; Viridiplantae; Streptophyta; Magnoliopsida; Zingiberales; Zingiberaceae. The coding region runs from base 1 to 690 and encodes 229 amino acids.